GAAAGGCAGAGAGAGAGAGAGAGAGAGAGAGAGAGAGAGAGAGAGAGAGAGAGAGAGAGAGAGAGAGACCCCAGCAGUCCGAUCGUUGGAAAGCGCUCCCGUAAACUUUUUAUUUUCCAUUUGAUUUGUCGUGAACUGGUUUGUAAACCAGUCGGAUGAGGUUUUCUAUGAGAUUUUCCGAGACCAGACACUUUUUGUGUGUUGUAUCUCUCUCUCUCUCUCCCUUUUUUCUUCUUUUUGGUGAUUUGGCGCCGUUUGGAGCAGGUGGAGAAGCGUUUCAGAGAUCAACAACCAGCUGAGAGGUCUGUAGUCCAGCAUUGGUGACGUCUUUGAGUCUUUGUUAAGAUCCAUCAUCGGACGUUUCUCAGACUCUCCCUGUUUGUCUGUCUGAACAGGUGCUGUAAGGAUCCCAGUAGCCAUGGCUGCCAACGUUACUGGUUGCGGCCCUAACUUGAACUCCCUCUAUUACAACCUUUGUGACCUGAAUGCCGUGUGGGGCAUCGUGCUGGAGGCCUUGGCGGCGGCUGGCAUUGUCUUCUCCUUUGUGCUUUUCAUCUCGCUGCUGGCCAACGUGCCCUUCACGCAAGACAAGAACCGCAAGAGAUCGGUGGCCCUCAACACCUGGUUCCUGAUUUGCACCGCCGGUCUCUUCUGCCUGACCUUCGCCUUCAUCGUGGGAAGGGACUUCUCCACCUGCGCCUCGCGGAGGUUCCUCUUCGGGGUGCUGUUUGGCGGCUGCUUCGCCUGCCUCCUGAUGCAGUGCGUGAGGCUGAACAUCCUCGCCAGGCGGGACAAUGGGCCCCGAGCCUGGGUCUUAUGUCUAGGGGCACUGGGGCUAUGGCUGGUGGAGGUAGUCAUCAACACGGAGUGGCUGAUCAUCACAGUGGUGCGCCACCCACAGGGGCCACUCAACGCCACAGCCGGAACUAGCAGAGCCACGGCCACGCCUUGCAACAUCGCCAACGAGGACUUCGUCAUGGCGCUGAUCUACGUGAUGACCCUGAUCCUCGCUGUAGUGGUGGCAAGUCUGACCGUCAUGGCAGGCAAACACAAUAAGUGGAAGAAGGACGGCGCCUUCAUCCUUCUAACCAGCUUGUUCUCAGUGGGUAUUUGGGUGGCGUGGAUCGUCAUGUACGUCUACGGGAAUGGGAAGACAGGGGGCCCCACAUGGGAUGACCCCACCUUGGCCAUCGCUUUGGUGGCGAACGCAUGGGUGUUCCUGAUCCUCUACACCAUUCCUGACAUUUGCAGUUUGACCAGCGACGAUGAAAGCCAGCAAAGCCUCGGGCAAGAUAUGUACCCGAGCCGAGGAGUCGGCUACGAGACCAUCCUGAAGGAGCAGAGCUCCCAGAACAUGUUCAUGGAAAAUAAGGCUUUCUCUAUGGAUGAGACCAACCAAGGGUCCAAGCCGGUGUCUCCAUACAGCGGCUACACCGGUCAGCUGCGGAGUUCAGUCUACCAGCCCACUGAGCUGGCAAUCAUCAGCAAAGGAGUGGGAAAUCACCCUCCGGACGUAUCCUAUACCACAGCCAUUCCCAGAGCCUCCACCCACUCUGCAGCCAACAGCGGGAGCAGCACGCUCUCAGCACACACCGAGAGCGGGAACACCGCACACACACAGACAAACGGAAAUAGCGGGAACGGCCCGCAUAGGACGGUCCAGUGGUGAAAACACCCGUCAGAAUAACUCUGAGUUCAUUUUCACCUGCUGACUGUAUGUUUGCUGUUCUCCAUCGUUCCCUAAGCUGGUUCUAAGAGGAAUCCUUCAGCCCAGACCCAGCCCAUGUGGAGGUGAACGCUGGGUCACCCUCCCACACUGAUGGAAAACAGCUAAACCUUUCUAUUGAAUGUAUUUUACCAAUGUGACGCUGGGUAUCAGAUGGUGUAGGGCUUCAUUUGGAAGUCAAAGCGAGAGGAUUUGCUGAGAACAAAGACUUUUUGCUGUGACUGUGAGCUCUCUGCCGGAGCCAAUCACACAGAUGAAGAGUGACGGACGAGCUAACAGCGCAAAUAUAACAUUCACGUGCACACACACACGUGUAAAAAAUGCACCCCCUUUUUCCCUCUACACACACCAUAAACAACCUUUUAUAGCCUUUACUGCAGCAGCAGAAACACUGGAAUAAAAACACACUAUUAGAAGGAUUGCAUUCACUUCCACACAAAAGAAAUAUUAUGCACAAGUGUAAUUAUAGGAGUCAAUACAUUUUUUUGUGCCUGGAUUGUGAAUAGUGUUUAUAUCCACCAAGUUAACACGUCAAAUUGAGCUACUGGUGUUGAAUUAAUAAGUAAAUAUAUGUUGUUAAUGUGUCAAUAGUUCUACACUGCAUGGAAGCAUUGUGUCAAUAUGUAUAUUUAAUGGUAUUUAUAGCACCAGUGUGUGCUAUUUAAUUAUUUUAUCUCAUUUCUACCAAUCAAACAAUCACGGGAACAGAGAGCUGAAAUCACGCCUGUGAUUAGCUUGUUUCUCUCUCUAUUUUAUUUCUAUUUUAUAUCAUUCUUCCUAAAAAAACAUAUUAUGUGAUGCUUUCAUGUCCAUAUAUUCCUAAAUAAAUAUGUAUCUACUGCUUUACUUGGCCGUACAAUUUGAGAAUCUUGUCAUUUUAAGUUAAAUCUUAAAUAAGUCUGAGUCUUAAGCUGUGUUCGAAACUGUUCCCUGUCACGGAAAUAGUGCACUAUGUAGUGUGUUCGCCAUUUUGUAGUGGUGUUCGAAUUCUCCGUGGUUAAUUUCAUUCACUAUAUACUUACUUACUUACUGCCCAUUAUGCCUGUUGGCAUGUAGGGCACCAACAAAGGAUUCAGUGUAAAUGUAACAUGCAACAUAUAUAAUAUACAUUUUACUAUUCUCCUGAGUGCUCGGCUUCUUUCACGGACGUUUUAGAAGUAUUUUAAUUUCGGUUUGUAUACAUGAUGUUGGGCGCCGCGCACCUCUGUCACACAAAUAACCGGCGCAUCUCCUGAGGCAAAGUCACGCAACGAUGUGUUUUCAGUGAGUGUCCGAAAUCUCGUUUGGUAGUUCCCUAUAUAGUUCACUAUUUAAUAAAACACUAUAUAGGGAAUACUGAGUGAGUGAAUAAGGGAACGGGGUUGAGGGUUUCAAACACAGCUUUAGCUACAGAAGCUCCAUCAAAGCCUCAUGGGAGUUGUAGUUGUUUAUUCUUGGCUGGACUCAAAGCUUACUACCAUCAUGCAUUGAGCAGACAGAAAACUAAAAUUUAAUUUAAUGGAUUUGUCAUGUUUCAUCAUUUAUUCUUACAAAUCUCAGAUCUUUGGCUUCUCUGAGCCAGAGCUUGUUUCCUGAGCCAACAGUCCAAACCAGAUAUAUGGGGUACCUUCUGGAUGUCUGUUGGAGGAAAGGAACCUGAAUAUGUCUGCAUCUUACUACCAUCUUCAUUAAUGAUCAAUCUGUCAUUUUUCAUCAAUUAGUCUCAAAUAUCUCAGAGCAUUGUCUUCUCUGAGCCAGAGCUUGUUUCGUCUAAACAGUCUAAACCAAAGAUAUGCAAUUCAUAAAGAAAGAAAACAGGUUGCAGGUCGUUGUCAUUAACCUUUCGCACAUAUAGCUACGAAAAGUAAUGCACUGUAAUUUGCACGUAUUUAUUAACUGUAUGUACUGUCACUGUAAUUUCGUAGGAUAUAUGAAUUGUUGUGCAUAAGUCUUCGUACAAUAUCAUGCAAACCCGUUCAUGAGAAUGUGGAGACAGGAAACAACAGACAUAAUGUUGUUUAUUUAUGGACAGAAAACAUUAUUGUCAUGUUUCAACUUUUAGAAAGACAAAUGAAAGAAAAGCUUGAAGAGAUAAUAGAUUGUCUGGGAAUGAUCUCACAAACAGGACGAGACUCCAGCUGUUUAUACAUUUUUAUUUUAAUGUAUUCACAUGUUUUGACCACAGCCUUUAUGUGAUUUGUCUUUAAUAUACAGCAAAUAAAUAUUCACUUGUGAUGUUAUGAA
Sander lucioperca (pikeperch) is the source of this 3949-nucleotide messenger RNA. RefSeq names its product G protein-coupled receptor, class C, group 5, member C (gene gprc5c). The coding region runs from base 419 to 1669 and encodes 416 amino acids. Gene Ontology annotation, biological process: G protein-coupled receptor signaling pathway. The transcript is spliced from 5 exons. Gene Ontology annotation, cellular component: intracellular membrane-bounded organelle; extracellular exosome; signaling receptor complex. The record is from RefSeq and is a predicted model, not a curated record. NCBI's taxonomy places the organism in Eukaryota, Metazoa, Chordata, Actinopteri, Perciformes, Percidae. Gene Ontology annotation, molecular function: G protein-coupled receptor activity; protein kinase activator activity.